AUGCUUUUGUAUUAUUUUGCAAGCGCAGUCAAGUCAAUUCAGUUUCAUGUUGAUGAUGACAUAAUCGAUAAACUGAAUUACUACUAUACGACGGCGAUAAUAACAGUUUUUGCUAUUCUGGUAUCGGCAAAGCAGUAUGUUGGCUUUCCAAUCCAAUGUUGGGUUCCGGCAACUUUCACAGAGCCUAUGGAACAGUAUACUGAGAAUUACUGUUGGGUGCAAAAUACUUACUUUCUACCUCUACAUGAUUAUAUACCGCACAAUUAUGCGGAAAGAGAGAAUAGACAAAUAGGUUAUUACCAAUGGGUUCCAUUUGUUCUAGCCUUAGAGGCUCUAUUGUUUUAUGUUCCAACUAUAGUAUGGCGAUUAUUGAGCUGGCAAUCUGGAAUCCAUGUUCAAUCACUUGUACAAAUGGCAUGUGAUUCCCGUCUUCUUGACCUAGAAUCGAGGAAUCGAGCCUUGCAAACUAUAGCCACUAAUGUUGAAGAAGCACUCCACGUCAAACAUCAAGUGAUGAGUGGAAAUCGCUUGAAGCUGCUAAAUCUUAUAAUAUGCACUCGAUCAUCUGGAGCAGCUGUCACUUUUCUAUAUAUAUCCAUCAAAAUAUUGUAUACAGUUAACAUAGUUGGCCAAAUCUUUCUGUUAAACACAUUUCUCGGGAAUCGUAGCAAAUGGUAUGGAUUGCAGGUUCUGAAUGAUCUUAUGAAUGGAAGGGAAUGGGAAGAGUCAGGACAUUUCCCAAGAGUUACACUCUGUGAUUUCGAAGUCAAAGUUCUGGGGAAUGUCCAUCGUCACACAGUUCAAUGUGUCCUAAUGAUUAAUAUGUUUAAUGAAAAAAUAUUCUUAUUCUUAUGGUUCUGGUACUUCCUACUUGCCGGAGCAACUGUGUGUUCGCUCUUUUACUGGAUUUAUAUUUCUGUUGUUCCGAGCAGACAAUUGAACUUUGUUGGAAAAUAUUUGACAGGAAUUGAAGGCUACAAAAUGGUCGACUCUCAGUCAUUACGCCGUUUUGUUUUCCAUUUCUUGCGACAAGAUGGUGUCUUUCUUCUGCGGAUGGUCGCUACACAUGCUGGCGAACUACCGUGCUAUGAAUUGGCUAAAACACUAUGGAACAACUAUUGCGAUAAUAAAGAGGGCAAAAUGCAUGACGUAUAA
Auanema sp. JU1783 is the source of this 1155-nucleotide messenger RNA. Lineage: Eukaryota; Metazoa; Nematoda; Chromadorea; Rhabditida; Rhabditidae. The record is from the annotation of a GenBank genome assembly.